Messenger RNA from Penicillium longicatenatum, 243 nucleotides. RefSeq lists its product as uncharacterized. NCBI's taxonomy places the organism in Eukaryota, Fungi, Ascomycota, Eurotiomycetes, Eurotiales, Aspergillaceae. The transcript is spliced from 3 exons. The record is from RefSeq and is a predicted model, not a curated record. Bases 1 to 243 code for a protein of 80 amino acids.
AUGUUCGACGCUAUCAAGACCUGGUUCUCUGGCCGUGAGGCUACCGAGGAGAACAAGUGGGAUGCUACCACCGUGCAAAUGCAGCAGCCUAACAGCCCUGCCGGCAUGAACGAGACUGUCACCCAGCAGCCCACUCCUGAGUCCAUGAACGUGCACAUUCGUGGUGGUGGUGAGGGUGAGGAUGUCUGCUGCGGAGUUUGCGCUGGUCUCUGCUGCUUCGAAUGCUGCGAGUGCUGCUGCUAA